Molecule: messenger RNA, 3416 nt
Organism: Aethalodelphis obliquidens (Pacific white-sided dolphin)
Lineage: Eukaryota; Metazoa; Chordata; Mammalia; Artiodactyla; Delphinidae
Gene: EPHA4
Product: EPH receptor A4
Exons: 17
Coding region: 37-2925 (962 amino acids)
Biological process (GO): protein phosphorylation; axon guidance; ephrin receptor signaling pathway
Cellular component (GO): plasma membrane; dendrite
Molecular function (GO): protein binding; transmembrane-ephrin receptor activity; ATP binding
Source: RefSeq, a predicted model, not a curated record
UAGAAGCGGCAGGAGCAGCGUUAGCACCGGCGAACCAUGGCUGGGAUUUUUUAUUUCCUCCUCUUUUCGUUUCUGUUUGGGAUUUGCGACGCUGUCACCGGUUCCAGGGUGUAUCCCGCGAAUGAAGUUACUUUACUGGAUUCCAGAUCUGUUCAGGGAGAACUUGGGUGGAUAGCAAGCCCUCUGGAAGGAGGGUGGGAGGAAGUGAGUAUUAUGGAUGAAAAAAAUACGCCAAUCCGAACCUACCAAGUGUGCAAUGUGAUGGAGCCCAGCCAGAAUAAUUGGCUGCGAACUGAUUGGAUCACCCGAGAAGGGGCUCAGAGGGUGUACAUUGAGAUCAAGUUCACCUUGAGGGACUGCAACAGUCUUCCGGGUGUCAUGGGCACUUGCAAGGAGACGUUUAACCUGUACUACUAUGAAUCAGACAACGACAAGGAGCGUUUUAUCCGAGAGAGCCAGUUUGCCAAAAUUGACACCAUCGCCGCCGACGAGAGCUUCACCCAAGUGGACAUUGGCGACCGGAUCAUGAAGCUGAACACGGAAAUCCGGGAUGUAGGCCCGUUGAGCAAAAAGGGGUUCUAUCUGGCGUUUCAGGACGUGGGGGCCUGCAUCGCCUUGGUUUCGGUCCGAGUGUUCUACAAGAAGUGUCCGCUCACCGUUCGCAAUCUGGCUCAGUUUCCAGACACCAUCACAGGGGCCGAUACGUCUUCCCUGGUGGAAGUUCGAGGCUCCUGUGUCAACAACUCAGAAGAGAAGGAUGUGCCAAAAAUGUACUGCGGGGCAGAUGGUGAAUGGCUGGUACCCAUUGGCAACUGCCUGUGCCAUGCCGGGCAUGAAGAGCGGAAUGGAGAAUGCCAAGCUUGCAAAAUUGGAUAUUACAAGGCCCUGUCCACGGACGCCAGCUGUGCCAAGUGUCCACCACACAGCUAUUCUGUCUGGGAAGGGGCCACGUCGUGCACCUGUGACCGAGGCUUUUUCAGAGCCGACAGCGAUGCUGCCUCCAUGCCCUGCACCCGUCCACCAUCUGCUCCUCUAAACUUGAUUUCAAAUGUCAACGAGACUUCAGUGAACUUGGAAUGGAGCAGUCCUCAGAACACGGGUGGCCGCCAGGAUAUUUCCUACAACGUCGUGUGCAAGAAAUGUGGACCAGGUGACUCCAGCAAGUGCCGACCCUGCGGAAGUGGGGUCCACUACACCCCGCAGCAGAACGGACUGAAGUCCACCAAGGUCUCCAUCACUGACCUCCUGGCUCAUACCAACUACACGUUUGAAAUCUGGGCAGUGAACGGCGUAUCCAAGUAUAACCCUAGCCCAGACCAAUCUGUGUCCGUCACUGUGACCACCAACCAAGCAGCACCCUCAUCCAUUGCUUUGGUCCAGGCUAAAGAAGUUACAAGAUACAGUGUUGCUCUGGCUUGGCUGGAACCAGACCGGCCCAAUGGGGUGAUCUUGGAGUAUGAAGUCAAGUAUUAUGAGAAGGAUCAGAAUGAACGAAGCUAUCGGAUUGUUAGGACGGCUGCCAGGAACACGGAUAUCAAAGGCCUGAACCCUCUGACUUCCUAUGUUUUCCACGUCCGAGCCAGGACAGCAGCUGGCUACGGAGAUUUCAGCGAGCCCCUGGAGGUCACAACCAACACAGUGCCUUCCCGGAUCAUUGGAGACGGGGCCAACUCCACCGUCCUGCUGGUCUCCGUCUCCGGCAGCGCAGUGCUCGUGGUUAUUCUCAUCGCCGCUUUUGUCAUCAGCAGGAGACGGAGUAAAUACAGUAAAGCGAAACAAGAAGCAGACGAAGAGAAACAUUUGAACCAAGGUGUUAGAACUUACGUGGAUCCCUUUACGUACGAAGAUCCCAACCAAGCAGUUCGAGAAUUUGCCAAAGAAAUCGACGCAUCCUGCAUUAAGAUUGAAAAAGUCAUAGGAGUUGGUGAAUUUGGUGAAGUAUGCAGUGGGCGUCUCAAAGUGCCUGGCAAAAGAGAAAUCUACGUGGCUAUCAAGACUUUGAAAGCUGGUUAUACAGACAAACAGAGGAGGGACUUCCUGAGUGAGGCCAGCAUCAUGGGACAGUUUGACCACCCAAAUAUCAUUCACUUGGAAGGCGUUGUCACCAAAUGUAAACCAGUAAUGAUCAUAACAGAGUACAUGGAGAAUGGCUCCUUGGAUGCAUUCCUCAGGAAGAAUGAUGGCAGAUUUACGGUCAUUCAGCUGGUGGGCAUGCUUCGUGGCAUUGGGUCCGGGAUGAAGUAUUUAUCUGAUAUGAGCUACGUGCAUCGAGAUCUGGCUGCACGGAACAUUCUGGUCAAUAGCAACUUGGUCUGCAAAGUGUCUGAUUUUGGCAUGUCCCGAGUGCUAGAGGAUGAUCCAGAAGCAGCUUAUACCACCAGGGGUGGCAAGAUUCCUAUCCGGUGGACUGCACCGGAAGCAAUCGCCUAUCGUAAAUUCACAUCAGCAAGUGAUGUAUGGAGUUACGGGAUCGUCAUGUGGGAAGUGAUGUCGUAUGGAGAGAGACCCUAUUGGGACAUGUCCAAUCAAGAUGUGAUUAAGGCCAUUGAGGAAGGCUAUCGGCUGCCCCCUCCAAUGGACUGCCCCAUUGCACUCCACCAGCUGAUGCUAGACUGUUGGCAGAAGGAGAGAAGCGACAGGCCUAAAUUUGGGCAGAUUGUCAACAUGUUGGACAAACUCAUCCGCAAUCCCAACAGCUUGAAGAGGACGGGGACCGAGAGCUCCAGACCUAACACUGCCUUGUUGGAUCCAAGCUCCCCUGAAUUCUCCACCGUGGUAUCGGUGGGCGAUUGGCUCCAGGCCAUUAAAAUGGACCGGUAUAAGGAUAACUUCACUGCUGCUGGUUAUACCACACUAGAGGCUGUAGUGCACAUGAACCAGGAGGAGUACAUUCUGCUAUCUUGGCCUCACAGCCCUUCCUUUUGAUUACAAAGCCCACAGAAGCAAACAGAACACACCCUCCUCAGUUUCUCCUAAACGUGUUUCGUCUGCUUCUACUAUGCCAGUUCUGGAGCAAAGACGCUGAUGAAACAACACUCAUUCCUGAAAAGAAUACAUUUCUGACUUUCAAAUCCCCUUUCCCAGUGAAAGGAAUGGCAAACAUUCAAGCUUCAGCAUCUGUUCUCCAUUUGCACUGAGGAAUGUCCUGUCUGGCAGCACCAGCUCUGCAGAGCCCCUGUUCCCCAGCUCCUUUGGUUUUAUUUAUAUGUAUUUCCAUAGCUCAUUUCUGUAUGUCCCUGCUGCAUUGGUGUGGCAGCAAGUGACCGAAGGCUACAGGUUUCACCACGGACACCAGGUCCGGUGCCACUACACAAAACGAAGCCAGUUCCCGUGAGCUGCCUACGAUAUGCAUUGCUGAAGUAACGUUUUACCCAGGGUGUGCCAUCGCAGUGAUAUAAAUAUAUUUUUUUCCUAGA